Penicillium canariense is the source of this 2439-nucleotide messenger RNA. RefSeq lists its product as uncharacterized. The record is from RefSeq and is a predicted model, not a curated record. Gene Ontology annotation, biological process: glycoprotein catabolic process; protein deglycosylation; carbohydrate metabolic process. The transcript is spliced from 10 exons. The coding region runs from base 1 to 2439 and encodes 812 amino acids. Gene Ontology annotation, cellular component: cytosol; nucleus. NCBI's taxonomy places the organism in Eukaryota, Fungi, Ascomycota, Eurotiomycetes, Eurotiales, Aspergillaceae. Gene Ontology annotation, molecular function: carbohydrate binding; peptide-N4-(N-acetyl-beta-glucosaminyl)asparagine amidase activity.
AUGCGCCUGUAUUCGAGACUAGUCCCCGCCCUGGGGCUAGUGUUUCUCACGGGUACUUCGGCCACCACCAAGGUAGACCUUUCGCAGUAUGUGAACCCGCUCAUAGGCUCUGAAGGCCCUGAGGCGGGCUCUGGGUUCGGCGGCGGUGAUAUCUUUGUGGGCGGUGCACGUCCAUUUGGUGUCGCUAAGGUUGGAAUCGACUCGACGGCGGCGAAUUGGAGCACCGCUGUUCUGAAUGGGGGCUGGACGCCCGAUGGAAAUGUCACCGGAAUCAGCAUGAUGCAUGAAAGUGGUACCGGGGGCUCGCCUAAAUAUGGAUUGAUAUCACAGAUGCCUUUGACGUCUGUCGACGCCCCGGUCAAUGUGCUUGAUAAUACGACCUAUAGCCAGCCAAGGAUUGGCGAUGAUAUAGCUCGUGUGGGAUACUAUAAGACCCAGCUAAAGAGUGGUGUCACUGUUGAGUUGUCUGCCUCGCGACAUGCUGGCAUUAUGGAGUACUCUUUCCCAACGGGAGAGAAGCAUGUGCUUAUUGAUGUCUCGCAUUAUCUUCCCGGAUCCCCUGGAGAUGCGAAUGGUCAAUUCUUUGCUGGAGGAGAGAUUCAGAUCGAGGACGAUGGGAAGGCAUAUAGCGGUUAUGGCACGUACAUCGGUGGAUGGAAUAAUGGUGCUCCUUUUACCGUUUACUUCUGGGGAGAAUUUUCAGAAACCCCGGACAACGCGCAAACCUUUUCAGGUGCCAAUACGGAUCCCAUGCCUCGAUAUCACAGCUUUUCCAACGGUGGUGUUAGCCAGCCGAUUUAUGGGAACAAAACAAAUAAGGUGACGUCAGGACCCAUGAACAACCGUAUCAGUGUGCUUAUGAGCUGGAAUAACGGCCCCGCUUCGCAUGUUGCUUCCCGCGUUGGCAUAUCUUCCAUCUCCGUCGAGAGGGCUCGCUCCUUUAUUGAGAAGGAAAUUCCGUCUUGGAAAUUGAAUGAUACCGUGGCAGAUUCCGUUAAGGAGUGGAAUGAGGAUGUUUUCCAAAAGAUCCAGGUGCCGCUGGACGAUUCAGCUAACAUGACCCAUGUCCGACUGUUGUACAGCUCUCUGUACUUUAUUCAUUUGAUGCCGUCUGACCGGACGGGCGAGAAUCCGUUGUGGGAUUCAGGGGAGCCAUUUUGGGAUGACUUCUACACCAUGUGGGACAUCUUCCGCUGUACCGUCAGCUUCUAUCACAUCUUCCAGCCCGAAUACUACGAGUCCAUGAUCCGAUCCCUGAUUGAUAUCUGGAAGCACGAUGGUUACAUGCCAGACGGCCGGUCCGGGAACUGGAACGGCCUCGUUCAAGGUGGCUCCGAUGCCGACAAUGUCCUCGCCGACGCCUACGUCAAAGGCCUCCGCGGUGCAAUCAAUUGGACGGAGGGAUAUCUCGCGAUGAAAAAGGACGCCGAAGUGACCCCUUACAACACCUUCGAUCCAACCGACCUCACCGCCAGCACGAAAGAAGGUCGCGGUGCUCUGGACGACUGGAAGGCGCUGGGCUACGUAUCGCAGGAUCACAACACGCGGUGCAUCUCCCGCACGGUCGAGUAUAGCCUGAAUGAUUUUGCGGUUAGCCAAGUAGCUGCCGGAGAGAUGCCGGAGGACAGGGAAAAGUACCUCAAUCGGUCUGCUGGAUGGCAGAAUAUCUGGGAUGCGAGUGUGACGAGUCUGAACUUCACGGGCUUUUUGGCACCGAGGCUCUCGAAUGGAGAGUUCAAUAGCAGUGAGUAUGACCCACUUUACUGCUACGACUGUGAGUGGUCGUCAUAUACAUAUGAGGGUAUUCCAUGGGAAUAUUCAUUCGUGAUUCCCCACGAUUGUAAAACUCUUAUUGAACUUAUGGGUGGCAGUGAGAGGUUUGAAUCUCGUCUGGAUAUGAUGUUCAAACCAAACAUGUCCGUCCAGAAUCUUGGAGCAAAUGGCGCAGGCAUCACCACGUUGAUGAAUAUUGGAAAUGAGCCCGACUUUGCUACACCCUACCUGUACAACUACAUCAACAAGCAGGCCAAGAGCGUCGAACGAUCUCGCAGUCUUGCCAAUCAAUAUUUCAAAGAUGCCCCCUAUGGAGUCCCUGGCAACAGUGACGCCGGCGCGAUGAAUUCCUGGCUGCUGUGGCAGAUGCUCGGCAUCUACCCCAUCGUCACGCAACCAGUGUACCUGAUCGCUUCCCCCUGGUUUCCGGACCUGAACAUGACCAUCAAUGGAAACAAAACACUGCGCAUAUCUGCGACUGGUCUUGAUGAGGGUUACUACGUGCAAAGUGUGAAAGUCAAUGGGAAGCAGUGGACCAAGAAUUGGGUUGAGCAUGACGACGUCAUGACCAAUGGCGGCCACAUUGAGUUUGAGCUUGGACAGGAUGCAACGGCAUGGGAGUCUGGGGAGGUGCCUCCUUCGCCGGGACAUGUGCAGCUUAAGUAG